Adineta ricciae is the source of this 576-nucleotide messenger RNA. NCBI's taxonomy places the organism in Eukaryota, Metazoa, Rotifera, Eurotatoria, Adinetida, Adinetidae. The record is from the annotation of a GenBank genome assembly.
AUGAAAAAGGUACUCGGUAGUGUUUUCGAUCAACCUUCAUCGAAAGCGUCCAAUGCGACAAACAAAUCGGCGACUGAUGUUCAACGUCAAAAUCUUAGCAGUCAUAAGUCAUCAGGUAGUCACAAUCGUCGAGAGAGACAACCAGAUACUAUUGUUAAUAUUGCUACACCAACACUUUCUGAUUUGCCUGCUAUUGAACAUGAACGUGCUAUACUCGUAGAAGCAAGUUCGUCUUCAUUCGGCAGUGAAUGUCUUCGAUUGAUAAAUAUCGUGUUUCAAACCAGUCAAACAUUUCCAUCUAUAAUGGGCACUUGUGGAAAUAUCAGUCAGUAUUUACGAAAGGAAUUAUUCAAAAAGUAUCCGGAUGAAUAUUUUCACGUCAUUCUUGGCCAGAACAAUGCGUUUGGCUUUGCGAUAGAUGAUGGUGAUUAUUUUGCUGAGGUGGAACAAGAGCAGUAUCGUGUACUGAUUUUUACUACUCGACGAGAACAAAAAGUUAAUUUGAAAAUACAUGAUGCCAAUAGUCAGAUGUUAUUGGAAUGGAAAUCGCUCACAGUCAAACCAACGAAAAAAUAA